Exaiptasia diaphana is the source of this 567-nucleotide messenger RNA. RefSeq lists its product as uncharacterized. The coding region runs from base 1 to 567 and encodes 188 amino acids. The transcript is spliced from 4 exons. The record is from RefSeq and is a predicted model, not a curated record. Lineage: Eukaryota; Metazoa; Cnidaria; Anthozoa; Actiniaria; Aiptasiidae.
AUGAUUGCCGCUAAAAGAAAAGUACUACCCUCGGACAAGUUUGGAGAAACGAGAAGCAGCAACCAAAAGGAAGCAGCAAUCAAGUUCCCAAGAAAACAGCACUGCACAAGGUGUGACAGUCUCUUGGCCGAGAUGAAUGAACUCAAGGCAGCAAAUACACUUUUGACUAAUCAACUUAAUCAGUACAGAUCUGGCACAACUGAUGCUGAAGCACCAAGACCAGGCAAAGUGCCAAAAGCUAUUGCUGAACAACAUCAAAUGAUAGAGCUGUGUCCAGGCAAAAGAGUUUAUGUUUAUGAGAGCCACAUAACUAAGGCACACACCAAAAAAACUGCAACAGCAACAGCAUGCUUUCUUUUAAGCUGUUUCUACAAAGAUGCAGAACUUAUUGGAAAAAGUUUGACUGAGAAGAAUGGGAAACCCUGCUUAGAUGUUGAUAUCAUUGAAAGCAUAUUAAGCUUCAUAAGGAAAAGGUUCAAUGGCAUCAGCAACAGCCCAGUUUGUAUUGCCCUACGAAACAAAAUAACUUGUUUGGAAGCUUGUGCUCUAAAGAAACAAGGCCAGUAA